Molecule: messenger RNA, 2322 nt
Organism: Cololabis saira (Pacific saury)
Lineage: Eukaryota; Metazoa; Chordata; Actinopteri; Beloniformes; Belonidae
Product: leucine rich adaptor protein 1-like
Exons: 2
Coding region: 169-774 (201 amino acids)
Biological process (GO): positive regulation of canonical NF-kappaB signal transduction
Source: RefSeq, a predicted model, not a curated record
AGUGAGCAAAGCACAACUUUUUUUUAAAUUAUUAUUUAUUUAUUCCCCUUAUUUGAAUCCACUUCGGAUCCCUCUUGCGCGCUCAUCACACCCCCCACCACCACCACCACCACCCCACUCCCUCCCCAGGACGGACUUACAGGGAUUCAUACAGGGAUUCCCUCCGCGAUGGACGAGGACGGCAACGUGUCGCCUGAGCUGAAGGAUUUGGAGAGUAAACUGGGUCGGAAAGCCCCGGACAGCCUGGUGCGCUCCCUGACGGGAUCCAGGCACGGAGAGAAGACCAGAGACAAGUCCCCGCAUUUAUCCACCUGCAACUUCUGCGCAGGUUCUGGCGACCUGAAGAGACUGGAGAGUAAGAUGCUGUUCCUCCGGCAAGAAAUGGCCAAUCUGCGAGCCAUCGACGUGAAGCUGAUGCAGCAGCUCAUGUCAAUCAACGAGGGCAUCGAGUCCAUCCGCUGGGUGAUGGAAGACAAAGGCGGCGUGGCCAGCCAAGACGGCAGCCUGACGGGCAGCCUGUACAGCCUGUCGGACAGCCAGGAGGGCAGCUCGCUGCGAGGCAGCCUCAACAGUCUGAACGAUGGGAACAGUGACGGCCUGGACGGCCUGUCCGUGGGGAGUUACCUGGACACUCUGGCGGAAGACCUCCAGGAGGAUCCCUCGCCCACGGACCUUGAUUGCUUUGUGGAUGAAACUGUAAUCGAUGGUGAAGUCUACACCAAAUCACCUCUGAAACUCAGGGCGGAGUCGGACGAGUACUACUGCUUCGGAUAAUGAUGACGAGCCGAACGCAGUGGUUACAGAGACUACUGAGACGCUUGCUUUGUGAAGAAAGACUCUAAAAUGCAUUCUUCACUUUUAACUCAGCUUUCCGUUUAUUUUUCUUUCUCGUGUGCUUAAUUUUCCUCUAAUAGUAGCAAUACCCACAUUGUCUGGCAAUGUCUUGUUUUUGCCGUGAAACCAUUUUCCACCUUUUGCUUCUUAACGUCACCCGAAGUACAAGAGAAAACAGCUCAAUAGUAGUAAUCUCUUCAAGUUUGAUAAUAAUGUUAAAAAGGUGCUGUAUUAUUGUUCAUGAUCAUAUUUAUUUAAGAGUUUAAUAACUCGGUGGUGUCAUUUUUUUCACAGUAUAACUAAAAAAAUGAGGACAGGAGAACAGCAGCAGGGGUAUGACAGUUUUCCUUUGCAACUGUGGAAAGUUUGACUACCACUUGCCAACCACCAUGAACUGAUUUAAGUCAAACUCUAGAUUAGGAUUUAGCAGCCUUUUAGGAAAUUGGACAUUUCAUGCUGACUGAUUCAGGUAAACCGAUUUUCAAGUGGCACAGUGAUUAGUUUAAGUGAGCAAGCAAGCAAGUGCACUUUGCGUCCAUGCCAAAUUCUGAGCACCACUUACUGUACAUGCUACCCUCCUGAGUUAUUUUUAUUGACAGGAGUUCACAAACUGGAAUCCUCAGCAUCUGUGGAGGGUUACAGCACGUUGCUGUACAUAAGAGAUCAGUUGCACAUCCAAAGCCCAGAUCCUUGACUGAAAACCAAAGAAAUGUAAUAGUUCUUGAAGUAAUUUAGCCCUGAGUCACAGCUCAGAUUCAUGUGCCAGCCCAAAUCUGAUUUUUAUCAGACCAGAAUCCCAUCUUUCUGAAAGAUUAGUUUAUAUUAUACGCAAUAGUGAUCAGAGAUUAUAUGAAUGUCCUUGCUAACAUUGGCUGAUCCAUGUGGUAGCUAUGGUAACGCAGGCACAUAGAACAGGUGGAUACGUGCAGUGGUGUGUGGACUUUUUCAUAUCCCUCUUGAGUAGCCAGACCAUUCAGAUUGGGAUGCAACUGUGCAAAUCCGAUCUGUAUCACAUUAUAAUUAUAAAAUUUAUGAGAUUUCGUUCAAAAUUAAAAAAAAAAAAAAAAUAGUUCAGACCGUCAGAAAAUGUAUCCAUACAAUCUGGAUGUGCUAAAAACUGGAUUGGGUCUGGCAAUGUGAACAUAACCGAAACUGUCUAACACCAAAUGGGAGAUUUAUUGAUUGUGGGCACAUGUGAAACAUUUGCUCGCUUUUAGAAAACAUUUUAAUUAUUUUCUGUUUUUAUGUAAAGAAAAAAAAAGUUUCACAAGAGCUAAACAUUGUUGUACAGAGGUGUGUUGUUUUGACUUUAAACUCUUUGUUGAUUUGUUUGACAAAUGUUUUUUUGUUAUUUUUUUUUUAUAAUGCUUGCUUUUGAAAAGAAACAACUGUUUUUAUCAAUUGAUAUUAACUGUGUUUUGAAAUGAAAUUAUAAUAUAUUGGGAUUUUGAUCUUACUCGCGUUGUGUAAAGUCUUUAAUACAAAAAA